Molecule: messenger RNA, 1553 nt
Organism: Phymastichus coffea
Lineage: Eukaryota; Metazoa; Arthropoda; Insecta; Hymenoptera; Eulophidae
Gene: yellow-b
Product: protein yellow
Exons: 6
Coding region: 174-1550 (458 amino acids)
Cellular component (GO): extracellular region
Source: RefSeq, a predicted model, not a curated record
GCCGCGUCAACUCCGAGCGCGAGCAACGCGCGUAUCGUACCGAAUCUCGAAUCGGCAACGUUCUCGUGCAGGGGACUCUUAAAUUAUUAUAAGACUUACAGCAUUAUUACCUAGUCAGUCGUGAAUCUCUUGAAUGUAGCCGCACUUUUUUGCCGAAAUUCAAAGAAGAAACAAUGUCAUCGCCUGGGCUGCGUGCAUUAACCAUCUUAUCGAUCGUCGUCAUCGCAACUGUCAAUGGGAUCGAUCAUUUACGCGUGGCGUAUCAAUGGAAGCAAAUGGAAUUUGACUGGCCGAGCCAGGAUGUAAAAAGAUUUUUCCCCGAGUACAGACUAGAGGACAAUCUACCGUUGGGGUUGGAAGUGGCCGGUGACAGAUUAUUCAUUACCGUGCCCAGAUGGCGACGGGGCGUUGUUGCAAGUUUGAAUUACAUCAAGGUCAACGAUUCCCGAACAUCGCCGCCAUUGAUACCUUAUCCAUCAUGGGAGGCACAUCAAUACAGUGGUAAUGGUGGUAUCUUCCCCGAGAUAAUCUCGCCAUUCCGAAUACGCGCCGAUCGUUGCAAUCGACUGUGGGUCCUUGACACCGGUCUCGUCGACAUUCUUGGCUCGCCUGAACAGCAAGUACCACCGGCACUGCUGAUUUACGACUUGACCAACGACCAGUUGCUACGAAAGUUCAACAUUCCCGAGGAUCAGCGUACCACCGACUCGUUGUUCGCUAAUAUCGCCGUUGAAGAUUACACUUGCGACGAUGCUUUUGCCUACUUGGGCGAUUUGGGCGGUCCCGGCAUUGUUGUCUACUCCUGGCGAUUGGCUAAAUCCUGGCUAAUUAAACAUCACUACUUCCACCCGGAUCCGCAGGGUGGCGAGUUCAACGUAGCCGGCGUUACAUUCCACUGGUCGGACGGUAUAUUUGGCAUGGCGUUAGCACCAACCAACGAUGGCUACAGUACUCUGUACUUUCAUCCGCUGACCAGUACCAUGGAGUUUUCAGUGAGCACACGCCUUCUUCGCGACCCCGAGAAAGUCACCUCUUCAGAGUCAUUCCAUCAGUUCCAAGUAUUGGGUUCGCGAGGACCUAAUGGCCAGAGUAGCGUGAGUUUCCUCGAUCCUGCGAGUGGCAUAUUGUUUUACGCACUGACGAAUCUUAAUGCGAUCGCGUGUUGGCGCACCGGUAACAAAUACACCAUACAACAACAGGGACGCGUCUACAUGGAUAAUGUCACAAUGGUCUUCCCCAACGAUUUGAAGAUAGAUCGCAACGGAACGAUAUGGGUACUGUCGGACCGUCUACCAACUUUUAUGUACCAACAGCUGGAUCCUAACGACUACAACUAUCGUAUCCUUACGGGAACAGUACGAGAAGCCGUUCAAGGUACAAUUUGCUCCGUUGAGGUAACGCAGCAUACCAACUCAGUUUGGUCGAAAAACACCGAGAACAAAUAUAACCGAUUACCUUCUCGUAAUAAUGCCAGUACUCAGUCGAUAUACAGUCUGAUGCAAGUUUUCGCGGUCACUUUAAUUUUGCGACUUAUGGCUUUGCAAACUUAAACU